AUGAAGUUCACUGCCAUCAUCGCCUCCCUCUGCCUGGUCGCGGCUCCAUUCGUCGCCGCAGAGGAGACCGUUACCUCAACUGCAACCACGACUAUCACCAAGACUCUGGUUCGCGUCAAUUCGGUGACUCCAACUCCUAGUUCCAGCGCCAUCACGAGUUCCAACGCGAGCAGCAUGACCACUGUGUCUGCCUCGACCUCGACUCCUCUGUCUCGCGCCUCCUCCACUACUUCUUCGGCCGCAGCCGCCACCUCGACCGGCGCAGCAUCCAACAUUGGCGCUGGCAUGCCAGCUGCCUUGGCUGCCGCUGGCUAUAUCGUUGUGAUGAUGGGCCAAGCCCUGUGA
Messenger RNA from Penicillium robsamsonii, 345 nucleotides. RefSeq lists its product as uncharacterized. Bases 1 to 345 code for a protein of 114 amino acids. The record is from RefSeq and is a predicted model, not a curated record. Lineage: Eukaryota; Fungi; Ascomycota; Eurotiomycetes; Eurotiales; Aspergillaceae. The transcript has a single exon.